Molecule: messenger RNA, 698 nt
Organism: Sphaeramia orbicularis (orbiculate cardinalfish)
Lineage: Eukaryota; Metazoa; Chordata; Actinopteri; Kurtiformes; Apogonidae
Product: zinc finger protein 594-like
Exons: 2
Coding region: 102-698 (198 amino acids)
Biological process (GO): regulation of transcription by RNA polymerase II
Molecular function (GO): RNA polymerase II cis-regulatory region sequence-specific DNA binding; DNA-binding transcription factor activity, RNA polymerase II-specific
Source: RefSeq, a predicted model, not a curated record
CUGUCACUGUGAAGAACGAAGAUGAUGAAGAGGAAGGAGGACCAGAACCAAAUGGACCAGAACCAGAUGGACCAGACAGUGGAGGACCAGAACCAGAUAGAAUGGACUAUGGAGGACCAGAACCAGAUGGGCUGGACUGUGGAGGACCAGAACCAGAUCCAGAACCCCCCCACAUUAAGCAGGAACCGGAGGAGCUGUGGACCAAUCAGGAGGCAGAUAUCACCACAGACACACCCACUGUCACAGUGAAGAAUGAAGAUGAUGAAGAGGAAGGAGGAUCAGAACCAGAUGGACCGGACCAUGGAGGACCAGAACCAGACAUGAUCAUCUUCCACAGACUGGACCUGAACAGUAGAACUUCCCCGCUGUCCGGGUCCGUGUGCAGGCAGAACCUGUCUGGUUCUGUCAGAGCUGCAGUAUUUUCUGAAACUGAACACGGUUCACACGUCAACACUAACAUCAGCGGCGCCGACAUCAAACCGCAUCAGUGCUCCGAAUGCCCUUUGACCUUUGGCAGGAGGUCCCAUCUGUCCAGACACAUGAGAAUCCACACCGGAGAGAAACCUUUCAGCUGCUCAGACUGCGGGAAAGGAUUUGGUCGAAAAUCAGCCUUAACGUUUCACAUGAGAGUCCACACGGAGAGAGACCAUUCAGCUGCUCCGUCUGCAAGAAGAGUUUUAAAGAAAAGGGGAAAGUGA